ACAAAAACACAGCAGAAAAUUUCUUUUAACUUUCUCUCUUCUGGUUUCCUUCAAAACCAACAAACAACGCUUUAGAGUAAAGAUUUUAAGAGUAGUUCUGUGAUAAAACAAAAGGCAAAGAGAAAGCUGAGACAAUGUCAAACAGAGGAAACAAGAAACGAAUAGUAGUAGAAGGAGGAAGAAAAUUAACAAGGCUCCAAGCCAAGCUGCUCAAUGAUCUUCCCAGAGAAGACUCUUCUGUUGCCACUCCAGUUCCUGGGAAAAAGGUGUCUGCCUGGGCACCAAGAUCUCGUCCUGCUUUGGCCAAAUCAAAUGACAAAAUGCUUUUUGAACAACAUGUCUCCUCACUACCAGUGAAGAGAAUGAAAGAAGCAGGAAAUGUUAGCAAACCAAGGCCAGAAAGACCAUCUUAUGAACAUGGUGAAUUAGAAGAUGACUCAAGUAGUAAUGCACAGGCAAUAAUCAAUAAUAUCCUUGGAUUGGUAGGCUAUUUCUUUUCUUGUAAAUGGAAGCAGUCAUAUGCAUGCAUUGCCUCUAAUGAAGUAACCAUAUAGUAUUUUCUACCUUUUUCCAAGAUUAUCCACUUGAUUCACCUCAGCAAGGGUAUCAGAAUGUCCUGACAUUUAGAUGCCCAUGUAGAUUCUUUUACUAUUUCUGUUCAAGUGAUUAACUAGUUUUAAGUUGUUUCUGUAGUUGGAUACUGCAAUUCCUGCUGACAGAGACAUUUAAUAUGACAAUUCCUGCUUCAGCUUCCUUCUUUGUGACAACUGAGCAAGUACUGAGAGGGGACCCCACGGUGGCAUCACAUGUUUCUGAGGAAAGGCCACAAGAGUUUGAAAAUCCUAACUCAAGGACUGACCAAACUCAGUCUUUGCUUGACAGAGAUUGUAGGCAUGUGCGCUGAUGAGGAUUCUGGUAUAGAUGAGGCAGAAUCUGCUGCCCUGGUCACAAUCUCAGGAACUUCAUAUAGAGUGAAGGAAGAAUUGGCUCCUAUUAUCAGCAGUAUUAUUAAUCACCAUGGAUUCAUAGCUGCAAAUCAUCUUAUUAAGUCACCAGAGGGUCGUUCUAUGGCAUUGUAGAAUCUUGCCGAGUUCUUAAAUUUCAAACAAAAAGUGAUACAUGUUUGGAUGUCAGCUGGCUCCAGCGAAGAGUGGAAGACAUCUUAGAGGCAAAGAAGUUGAUCAAGCAGUCUUCCACCUUGAAGGAGAAGAGGGAUAGAAUCCAUCAAGUCAUCAAAGAGAAGAAGAUUAAGCUAAAAGAACUUCAACAAAAAGUGAAUUUAGCACAGAAGGAAUUGGAAAUUGAGCAAGCUGAGGCUGAAAAUAUUAAGUCAAUUAUCUCAAAUGCUAAGGCCAAAGUGAAGUACUUUGUUGAUCAUCUACCAUUUGAUGGCCUCUUCUGAAUGUGCCUCCUACCUCUACUAUGCAUACUAGUAAACAAAUGAAGACACUGCGUACUAAUCUAAUUCUUUGCAGUGAACCUGAAGUUAUAUAGUGGCCAUUGAUAUUGUUUACUUGAAAUUAUAAUUCUCAACUGUCAUUCUGAGCAAUAGAAAUCUGCAACUGAAGAAAUCUUUAUUUUGUUUCUUGGUUUCAUAUCAUAAGAUUUCUGCUCUAAGCAUAUGGCUGAAAAUUUUGUCACUCACCACCUUAUGUCGUUAGAUUUUUUUGGUAGGAAGAAUG
Molecule: messenger RNA, 1682 nt
Organism: Ricinus communis (castor bean)
Lineage: Eukaryota; Viridiplantae; Streptophyta; Magnoliopsida; Malpighiales; Euphorbiaceae
Exons: 3
Coding region: 135-554 (139 amino acids)
Source: RefSeq, a predicted model, not a curated record